UCUUCCUGUCUCUCACCCUUCUCCUCGCACAUCCUUCACCAGCAAUGGAGGCCUCGCUGCUGUUCGUAGGAAUAGUUGGCAAUGUUAUCUCAGUUCUGGUCUUUGCUUCUCCCAUCAAUACAUUUCGGAGGAUAGUGAGGAAUCGAUCAACCGAAGACUUCGAGCCGUCUCCCUACGUCAUCACCCUCCUCAACUCCUCCUUAUGGGUCUACUACGGCAUCACCAAGCCCGGGGGACUCCUCAUCGUCACCGUCAACGGCGUCGGCGUCGUCAUGGAAGCAGUUUACGUCGCCCUUUUUCUGCUGUAUGCUGCUCCACCGCUGAAGGCUAAGACGGCUGUUUUGGUUGCCGCGCUGGAUGUUGGAUUCUUUGGAGCUGUGGCUCUGGUGACGAGGUUGGCUGUCCAUGGGAGCUCGAGGGUGGUGGUGAUAGGAUUCGUGUGUGCCUUUCUCAAUGUGCUCAUGUAUGGAUCGCCCCUCUGUGCAAUGCAGAGAAGUGUGAUCACAAGGAGGAGUGUGGAGUAUAUGCCAUUCCUUCUUUCGUUCUUUCUCUUCCUAAAUGGUGGAAUUUGGACACUCUAUGCAAUACUUGAUAAGGAUAUCUUUAUUGGGAUACCAAAUGGCAUUGGAUUAAUCCUAGGAACAUCUCAGCUAAUCAUGUACAUGAUCUACAUGAAUUCUGAAGCCUCCAAUCUAUCAGGGGAAUCAUAUCAAGAAUCGCAACAACAGCGGCUUAUUGUGGCAAGCAACGAAGCUAACAUCCCUUAGAUAUUUGAUCCCUUUGUACUUCAUGAUUUCUUAGAAGAACAAUGUUCUCCUAA
This is a messenger RNA of Musa acuminata subsp. malaccensis (wild Malaysian banana), 820 nucleotides long. RefSeq names its product bidirectional sugar transporter SWEET16. Lineage: Eukaryota; Viridiplantae; Streptophyta; Magnoliopsida; Zingiberales; Musaceae. Gene Ontology annotation, biological process: carbohydrate transport. Gene Ontology annotation, cellular component: membrane. Gene Ontology annotation, molecular function: sugar transmembrane transporter activity. The record is from RefSeq and is a predicted model, not a curated record.